CUGAUGGUAUAAACGUCUUCUCUGGUGUCAUGGCAGGCGUUUUAUUUCUGUGAUUUGGCUUUUUUUGCCUUCAGUGUUUUCAGGUUCUGCAGGACGGUGGGAUUUCCUCAGACUGGCAUGACAGAGAAAGGUCGGGUGGCUCAUCUUUUGUUACAGAUCCUAAAGCUAAAAGGACCCCUGGGAAUGUUAUGACUGCUGCCUGUGGCCGUAUCUUCAGUGUUUAUUGCUGUUCUCCACGCUGGAAUCCCGUCCUCAGAUGAGAACAUAAAACGCAGAGAGCUGUCUGUUAUUCUCGACUGACUGGAGGACUUGAUUGACAGCACAGCAGAGUCAGCGUCACUACAAUUGACUGGAGAAACAAACUUCUUACCUGACAGAGAAAAUGGCUGGCGAUAAAUUGGCAGUCAAGACGAGCGCCACUAUCGUUCCCUGCUUUUUGUUUGUGGAGCUGGUCAUCAUGGCAGGCACCGUUCUCCUGGCUUACUAUUUCGAAUACACCGACACCUUCCCCGUUCACAUCCAGGGCUUCUUCUGCUUCGACAAGUCCUUCUCCAAGCCUUACCCCGGGCCUGAAGAUAACAGCAAAGCCCCGCCGGUCCUGGUCUACUCCCUGGUCACUGCCAUCCCAACCAUCACGAUCCUGGCAGGAGAAUUAACGGCUUUCAUCCUCAAGAUAGACGGUGAACGAGAGAAGACCAUCACUACGGGGGACUGCUGCUACUUCAACCCGCUCCUUCGCAGAAUCGUGCGAUUUCUUGGUGUUUACUCUUUUGGACUUUUCACCACAACCAUCUUUGCAAAUGCUGGCCAAGUGGUAACUGGCAACCAGACUCCCCACUUCCUAACGGCUUGUCGUCCUAACUACACCGCCCUUGGGUGCCAGUCUCCCAUGCAGUACAUCACAGAGAGACGGGCGUGCACGGGCAACCCAGUGGUCGUGGCAGCGGCAAGGAAGUCGUUCCCCUCCAAGGAUGCGGCUCUCAGCAUCUACUCGGCGGUUUAUACGGUGAUGUACGUGACGCUCAUCUUCCGCACCAAGGGGACACGGCUGACGAAGCCGGCUGUGUGUCUGACUCUGCUCUCACUGGCUGUUCUGGUCGGAGUGGUGCGGGUUACGGAAUAUCGGAAUCACUGGUCGGAUGUGCUGGCGGGCUUCCUCACGGGGGGCUCGAUCGCAGCGUUUCUGGUGACCUGCGUGAUCAACAACUUCCAGAGUCGACGGCCGCCCCUGCCAAAGCUGCCACGGCCAGAGCCCUUGGUGGGCAUGCCAAUGAUGACUUUGCCGUGUGUCGAGAGUCCACUUGAAAAGCUCAGCGAGUUGCCUUCUCCGAGGUCACAUGAGCGCCAGCCCUACUUGUUUCCCGCCACCCCGGAUGUGCUCAUCCCAUCCCGGUCCAUCUCCAGCGAAGUUUAGCCUCUGGCACCACAGACCCCCACCCUCAACCCCCCCCUAAGACCAAGACGUGAACCCAGCACAGCAUUUCACCCACCUGCCCACUACAACUGUCACCAGCAGGCCAUCAGCCUCACUGGAGCCUCCAUGCCACCGGCUAAGGACCCCACAGGAGGAGCUGAAGGAAGAUCUGUGUACCCGUCAGUGUGGUUUGAGGCAUGGUGCCACCCCACCAUUCAAGUGCUGGUCCCUCCUUCCGAAGACUGGUGAGAGAUGUUUGGGGACCCUCAGGGCGACAGCAGAGCACAGGAAGGAAAGACCCAGGUGGCAGCGUGCCCUCGUCUUCUGCAUCUCCUUCGACUCCUUCUGCUCAAAUGGACUGCAGACCCUGACUUGGCCUUGGCAGUUGCUCCAGUGUUUGGGAUGGCACCUUGUCCAGAAUGUGGCAUCCCACCUCUCGCCCCAUUCUUUGGCAGCUGCAGUAUGUCUGCUCAGGGUGGGAUGGCAAAUGGGGCAAAGCAAUGAUGGGCAUUGAGGCCGAGUGAAUCCACGGGUAUUUAGAAGAAGGCUCCAGUGCCAGGAGACCUUUACUGUACAGCAGCAUGGGACCUGGGGGGCACCUCUCUCUGCAUAACCUACCCACUUUAGGGUACAAUUUACUAAGCACUAAAGUGCCACUCACAGCCAACCAUAAAAAGAGAGAGAUGCAGGUACCCAUCCUGUACCCUCUGCUUUGCCCUUCCCUCCUCAGACAAAAUCUUCAUCACAUUGGCAGAUGAUCAGACCCUUGCAUCCGCCUGGCACCUAGUUCAGGAUGUGCUGCCAGCAUCCUAUCCGGUACCUACUGGCUUUGGUUAUGAUGCCCAUGUGAAUGCCAAUGCCUUCAUUCCCUAUCCGUCGCCACAGUGCCCAUGUCACGGGUUGGUCAGCCAUGGACACACAAUGCCACGUAACCAUAUUAAAGAUGUCUGCCGCACGGGUGGCUAAUCCAAUCCCUGUAUCCCUUGCCAGUGCUCUACCAUCUGUGUCCUUUAGCGGGCAUCUGACUCUUCAUGUGAGCACAGUGUCACCUUCUUCCUGCUGAUUGCCACUUGCUUCAUUCCUGGAUGCCAUCUCUGUCACACUUUUUGCAGAGCUCUGUGCCACCCCUGCUAUAGACCUUUCAUGUCCUAUUUGAGUGACACUGCAAGCUUGGCCCACUGUGGCACCCCGGGUAACAGAUGGUGGUGCCAACUUAAAGAGUGCGUCUCCUUUCCCACAAAUGGGGUUACAGAGAUGCCAACUUGAAGCUCAGCUGCACUGUGACUGCUGGCACUUCUUCAACACAAAAAGAAUUUUGUGAGCUGGCUGGCAUGGAGAACGGGACGAUUUGGCCUCAGUGGCUUUGUGAAAUGGGCAGCCCUGCCAGUCCCAGCUCCUUGUCGUGGCUUUGUCAUUCCCGGGAGACCUUCAGGCCACCAGCAGCCCUGCGCCAACACUAGGGCUGGGUGCGGUGGUGCCCCCUGCUGGCACUGACUGCCCCUUUUUUUAUACGCUUUUUCUACGAACGGCUCCCAGCAGACUCCUGAGCACAAUGGGAAGCGCCACAGCCGCCGUGGCCACCGUUUUGACCACCCCAGCACCAGCAGGUGGUCGCCCUGUCGAUGACCACACAUUAUGGCCAAAUGUGAUCAUUAAAGCCAAGGGGUCGCCCUUUACCUGUGGGGGGGAAAGCAAAGGAGCGGAAGGCGGCGCCCCGUCUGUCGCGUGUGACGUGCAUGCUGUGACUUUCUCGCGUCUGUGUUUGUUACGGUGGGCGCGUGCUGGGGUUCGGUGUGAACGUCAGGCCUCACUGGUUCUUCAAACAUUUCUUUUGUAUUCUUUGUAUUAAAGUGGGAGCUCAGCUCUGUGUGGAAA
This is a messenger RNA of Erpetoichthys calabaricus (reedfish), 3289 nucleotides long. RefSeq names its product phospholipid phosphatase related 2a (gene plppr2a). Gene Ontology annotation, biological process: phospholipid metabolic process; signal transduction; phospholipid dephosphorylation. Lineage: Eukaryota; Metazoa; Chordata; Cladistia; Polypteriformes; Polypteridae. The record is from RefSeq and is a predicted model, not a curated record. The transcript has 9 exons. Gene Ontology annotation, molecular function: phosphatidate phosphatase activity. The coding region runs from base 383 to 1414 and encodes 343 amino acids.